Hordeum vulgare subsp. vulgare (domesticated barley) is the source of this 1039-nucleotide messenger RNA. RefSeq names its product protein LURP-one-related 8-like. Bases 127 to 741 code for a protein of 204 amino acids. Lineage: Eukaryota; Viridiplantae; Streptophyta; Magnoliopsida; Poales; Poaceae. The record is from RefSeq and is a predicted model, not a curated record. The transcript has a single exon.
UAUAUAUAAACCACCGCCUACCACGGAGCCAACCAACACCAACAGGGCGACCAAAGCUCAAUCAGCUCCGACUACCCAGCUACUGCCUGUCCGCCCGCUCUCAAUUGCUCCAUACUCUACACUAACAUGGCGAGGGUUCACCCCAACAUGGCGCCCGCGCCGGGCGCCGUCGACAAGGCGCCGGCCAACCCCGCCUCCGCAGCGGAGGGGCCGACGACGCUGACGGUGUGGCGCAAGUCGCUGCUCUUCGACUGCAAGGGGUUCACGGUGUUCGACGCCGUGGGCGACCUGGCCUACCGCGUCGACAGCUACGCCUCCGAGACCGGCGACGAGGUCGUCCUCAUGGACGCGGCCGGCCGCCCCGCCUUCACCGUCCGCCGCAAGCGCUUCAGCCUGCAGGGCGAGCAGUGGCUGGUGUUCGCCGGCGAGGAGACGCGGCGGCCCGUGUACGCCGUCCGGCGGAGCGGCCGCGGCAAGACGAUGGCGUACGUGACGGCGUGCGCGGGCGCGGGCGCCGGGCCGUCGUACGAGGUGGAGGGGUCCUACGCGCGGCGGAGCUGCGUGGUGUACGACGGCGAGCGGCGCGCGGUGGCGGAGAUCAUGCCCAAGGCGGUGGUCGGGACGGACGUGUUCCGCCUGGUGGUGCAGCCCGGCGUGGGCGUGUCGCUGGCCAUGGCCGUGGUGGUGGCGCUCGAGCAGAUGUUCUCCAGGCCGUCGCUCCUCAGGAGCUGGUCCACGUAGAUUCUAGUUAUAGUGAAUUAUAAUUUGUUUGUUCAUCGGAGUACGUCUCAAUUUAGUCAAGCUUAUAGCUUUUUUUUUCCCCUUGCAAUCGAUCAGUUUGGGGUUGGAAUUGAGGCCGUGAGAGUCGAUGGAUCUGUGUGCGGGCAUGAGAGCAAGCCCAUCUGCUCGAUGAUGCCCCCCAAAUCAAUCGCAUAUACGUACUGCUAGUAUAUGGCCAAUCGAUGUCUUUUUUGGCCUGUCGUUGUGUAUAUAUUCUUUCAAGAGAGUGAAAUAAAUAUAAACAGUUCUUUUGCACAUA